Molecule: messenger RNA, 2139 nt
Organism: Nicotiana attenuata
Lineage: Eukaryota; Viridiplantae; Streptophyta; Magnoliopsida; Solanales; Solanaceae
Exons: 7
Coding region: 1246-1740 (164 amino acids)
Source: RefSeq, a predicted model, not a curated record
CCUAGCACAUUCCCUAUGUCAGUGCCUUCAUUCUUGGGUGGUUAUGACUUCUUUGUCGUAUACCUACUUUCUGGAGCAAGCAAAGACGAUGAACAAUAAGGUUGGACACUGUAUUCCUAUGGUUCCAGUUAGAAGCAAGAGAACAAUUUCCAAAACUAUAUCACAUACUUGUGAAUUGGCGAUGGGGUUCUAAAGCAAAACCAUCAGCUCCUAGAGUGGGGGUUGCAGUAUCCAUCAUUUUGGGUGUAUUAUGCAUUAUUACUGCUGCAAAAGUGGAGUCAAGAAGACUUGCUGUGAUAAGUACUACUGGACUCUAUCAUGGCUAUUAGCUAUUGCAUUUGUUUUGUUUAUUGUGAUUAGUUAGUAGCUAUUGAAAUUUUGAAAGAGGUUCUCACUUCUGAGAUCUGAUGUAGUAGAUUCUUCUAAAGCUUGCGAUUGUUGUGUUACAACUGUAAACUUCAGCUACAACAGAGCACGAACCAAGCAAAUUCCAACCUCAUCUUCUAUUGGCAGAUGCUUAUUUCAAAUGCUAUGACAACAGCAAGCAAUCAUUCUGAUAAUUAAUAGUGAGCUAGUCCUUUCUAGCUAUUGAGUUUGAUAGAUCAAUGACCCAAGUUUGAAGCGUGCGCAUAUAAUGUUAGUCUGUAAAAGUAAAUAGAAGGGGUAUUAAGAGCACUAUAAAAUUACAACUUGGGAAUGAAACUACAGGUAGAAGAAGAUUAAACAGAGAAAAUUAAGGGAAUGCAAGGAUCAUCAUAAUUAUCUAGCUGCUCCAAUUUUUACAAGUACAGAGCUAUAAUCAUCUAAUAAUCACAACAACUUAUUGAUUGAGGAUAAACACCUAAAUAUUUUCCUAUGUUGCUGUAGGAAAAAAGAGAAAGGGAAGGGGGAAGACAACAGGGCUUUCAGUUCAAAAGAAAUGGAAAGACAGUGACAACGGAAAGUUAAAGGUGAUUAUUCCACCGGAUAGAACAGUAGCAGUAGGCCCUGGAGCUAAAGAUUUUGUUACCGAGCUCUCAGUCAAAGUUCUCCAGCAUGCUAGGCAUGAUGUCAAGAAAUGGAAGGAAGUCCCUAAUCUAGCAAAAGAUAGAAUUGUUGCUCAUAUGCUGGACACUUUUCAACUUCCGGACACAACACAAUCGUGAUACUAUCCUUCAAACAGGCAAUAAUUUGUACCGAUAUCGUCGUAGUAGGCUCCACGAUCAUUUCAAAAAAUUUGCUACGAAGGAGGAAAGCUUGCAAAAUAUGCCAGCAGAGCAAAUGAGUGAACGAAAUAAUACUAACAAGGAAAAACAAGAAAUGAAUCAUAUUUGUGGCAGAAAGUCCUUCCAAGCAGUAUCUUUUGAUGCGAGAGAUCCAAGAAUCGGUAAAGAGCCAAAUCUUCAAAAACCUUGGAAAAUGACUCACAUGAAGUCAGGACAUUGGGUUAAUGAUGUCUCUGCUGAAUUUAAUGAUAAGUUGACAGAAAUUGUUGCUGAACAAACUCAAGAAGUGGAAGAGGGUACUGAUGUGGACCCUAUUGUUAAUGCUGCUUUUGUGAAACUUGUUGGUGAAAAGUCAGGAUAUUGCCGCGGUCAAGGAUCAGGAGUCAAGCCACCUAGUAGGAGAUCUAUGCAUGUAACUCAAGAGCAACUGCAAGCACAACAGAAGAAGGUGGAAGAAGAACGCCAUAAACGAGAGAGUGUAGAGUGCAAACUAAUAGAAGUGGAAAAUCAACUUGAUGAGGAGCAGAAAAAAUGAGAAGUCAUGGAAGCUCGUCUACUGAGUGAUCAAAAAAUGUUAAAACAGAGCAUGAUGGCACUAGUAUCCUAUAUGCAAAGUUCCGAGACUGGAGUUCCUGCUGCAAUUUUUGACAUGAUUGCUAAUUUAAAUGGUUCGGAUGAGACAAGUACUACAAGUCUUAUGGAUGCUAUCAUGGAUGAGCAUGCGUAAACCAACAUUCAUGGCCAUCCAGUUCAUGUAAUGCACAAGCUGUUGGAAGAAGAUUUGUUUUUCGGGUUACUAUUAGAAUAGAACUUAAGAACCAUGGAUAUAUCAUGCUUUUGUUCGUUUUGUAUGUAAAAACAUACUUUUACGACUAUUUAGUUUUUGAAAGUGAGUAUAUCCACUGGAAUCAAAUUUAUGUAUAGACUCUUUAUC